This is a messenger RNA of Candidula unifasciata, 495 nucleotides long. The record is from the annotation of a GenBank genome assembly. NCBI's taxonomy places the organism in Eukaryota, Metazoa, Mollusca, Gastropoda, Stylommatophora, Geomitridae.
AUGCUGAAAGCUAGCGCCAGGUACAGGCCCAAAAAAACCGAGUAUACUGGCAAAGACCCACCCAUAGUCGCCACAACCACACCGGACCCUUAUGUUGGCAUCCCGGAAGUGAUCGCCUUAAACGACCGAAUGUUUGACAACUUUAUCCGGGGCAAGGAUGCCACGAUGGUGUUUUUCUAUAAGAAGACCAAGGAAAACUCGGAGACAGCCAAGAACUCUUUCAUAAAGGCUGCCCAGGAGACCCGCAGAGAGGGCCACGCUUACGGCGCUGUCGACUGCGCCGAGAACCGACUCCUGUGUAUGAAACAAGGUGUGUACGAUGUCACCUUGCCGGCGUUCAAGCUCUACUCCGGGGGCCACGCCAUAAACAUGUACGACUACAACAUGCGAGCAGAGGAUAUGAAGAAGUUCAUGGACCUAGCACCGCCUCCCGUCCCAAACCGUGUCUAUAAGUCAGUGUGUACUUUUGUCGGUGUCGGACGUCAAAAGAAGUGA